UUCACUAGGCUCGCCAUUCGUCGGAAACGCUGCUUCCGUGUGCAUCACAUGGCAGGUCCACACACGGAAGAGUCCGCAGCAUGGAGCACACGGCGAGCUGCAGCAGAGAGCGACCCACCUCCACCUGUCUGACAGAUGUGUACAGGUGUUUUCAGACCGGAUCGCGUCCCAGCCACAGCGCUGCGGAGGUGGCGGGUGUGAUAUUUACCACCAUCCUGCGCGGCGAGGACGGCCAGCGUGCUCCUGCAGGGCAUCGCCAUGACAACCGCUCGGAGCUGACCUGCAUCAGUUUGACUCUGGUGGAGAAGAUCAUCUCCAGCCUGACCUCCCGCAGCCUGCCUCCACCUGUAGAGUCGUACUGCGCGGACAUCGAGAGGGUGCUGUUUGAAGACGUGGAUCUCAUGUCACAGCUUGUGUGUCAGUUCAGUGCUGAGGACCAGAUCAUCUCACAUCUGGCUGCCAAGAGUGUAUCAGCGUGGGUGUUCUAUCAGCUCCUCAAAUCUGGUUCCGUCAGUCCUGCGUGGGAGCAGAUGUGUGUGCGGACGUUUCUCAGCUCAGCCCCCGGCACUGAGCUGGACGCCUGUCUGUGGUCGCUGACUGACGUCUUGAAACGACUUCUUAAAGGAGCUCAUCGAGAGAUCCUUUGGAAGCUUCUGGCAGUGUUCGACUCCGGCCUCUGUGCUCUGUGUUCAGAGUUUCUCCGGGAGGAGGGCAGGUCGGCGGAGCUGAGCCACAGCAGACUCUCUGGAGCCACAUUCUGCCUCCUGCUGGACCUGCUGGAGGUGCUGACUGCGUCCAGCUCGGUACGCGGAGCCGACGGCUGCUGGAAGAGUCCGAGAUUAACCCACAUCCACUCCUCAGCGCUCCUGGCAACGAUCAGCGGCUCCGCGCAGUAUUUUGUCAGAAAGCGAGCGCUGCUGCUUUUAAAGAAGGCUGUGCUUCAGAAGGCUGGAGAGGACUGGGCGCUGGGAGAAGCGCGGCUCCCCGGGCCCAAACAUGACCGCUUCAGCUCAGAUAUGAGCGCGCUGUCUCGGAGCGUGUUGACAGCAGUGGCUGCUGAUUGGUUACAGAGUGUUCGAGUGGAAUCUGCCUCUUUCUUUGGGGGGACCAGACAGAUUGUGGCCGAUGAAGGUCGGAAGCCAGACUGUGUAAUGCUCAGUGGUGUCAGCCUGCUUCUUCUGAAGUCCAUGGAGCUUCACAUCCAAACCGCUGGUGGAACAGCUGGAGUGGACAGUGCUACAGAGGUGUAUGGGUAUCUGCGGAGUCUGUGCGGCUUCCUGAAGAAGAACAGAGUGGAGCUGACGGAGGUCACUCAUCCAUGCUGCUGGGUCAGCCUGCUGUUUGGAGAACAGGACGACGACAUGAUGGAGGCACUGAAGGCAUUGCUUUCCAUAUUCCUUCAUCACAGACUGUCUGGUUUAGGUGAGUCUGCUGAGUUGGAGGCAGCUUGUGCCUCUGGGUGCAACCCUCACUGCCACUUCCUGCUUUUGCUUCGGAGCAUCUCGUUCGACCACAGCAUCCUCCUGGACUUCCUGAUCUCCACUGAAACCUGCUUUCUGGAGUACUUCGUGCGGUACCUCAAAUACCUGAGGGCCGACUGGCAGGGCUUCACCGCAGCCUGUGGAAAAGUCAGUGUGUCAGAUUGUCAACGUUCGCUGCAGAAAUCCCUUCCUGACUCGGGUGCUGGUGAUAUGUUUACACUAACAUAUAAAGGUCAGCCAGAGCAAGUUGGACUCAGCCCCUGUGGCCAGCCUAAAGAUGCACCAGUAGAAAUGAUCAGCGUGGCUGCUGGCAGUCGCCUGGUAGAGUACAGUAGUUCUGAUGAGUCCGGUCCAGAGAACAUGGAUUGUCAGGACGAGCCGGGGACAUCUGCAUGCGAGAACGGUAGAUUUAGUGCUCUGGAUGGGAAACGGAAGAUUAGUGGAGCACCUAUCACGAAGCAGCAGUAUGAGCCCUCUCACCCACCAGUAUUACCGAGUCCAUCGAACUCUGCUCUUGAAAGAACACCAGAAGGGUCAUCGUCACUGACUGAGCGCACGUCAUGUCCAGAUGUGGCACCUCUGUCAGGACAGGUGACCUGCGAAACAUCAGUGAGAGCAGUCCUCUGUCUGUCACAGCUCAGAGAGGUGGUGACCAGGCUGCAGACAAAGAACCUCUUCCCGUACAACCCGUCUUCACUCAUAAAGCUCCUACAACAAGUACAGAACUGUUUCCAACAAUCACAUCCGUCACAGUUUGAUGAAUGAUCAAGACAUAUUUUGAGUUUGAGUUUGUUUUUUCUGCUUUGUGAGGAGGCAUGGAAGCUGGAUCUAAAUGGUUGAGAGGUUUAGACAUCCAGAAUGUAUUCUUUAACCUGACUGUCUUGGUAGGAUCAAAACAACAAACUGUUGUGUAUUGCAUUUGCAUGUGUCCUUACGAUUAUAUUUACUUUUUUUAAUGGCAUAGGUUGCAGCGAUGCCGCAAUGGUGCCAAUGCGUAGUCAGCUGUAAUAAACUCAGAAUAUUCAUCUAAAGA
Messenger RNA from Acanthopagrus latus (yellowfin seabream), 2514 nucleotides. It is a transcript of the gene lins1, whose product is annotated as lines homolog 1. Bases 81 to 2246 code for a protein of 721 amino acids. NCBI's taxonomy places the organism in Eukaryota, Metazoa, Chordata, Actinopteri, Spariformes, Sparidae. The record is from RefSeq and is a predicted model, not a curated record. The transcript is spliced from 6 exons.